This is a messenger RNA of Callorhinchus milii (elephant shark), 2533 nucleotides long. RefSeq lists its product as uncharacterized. Lineage: Eukaryota; Metazoa; Chordata; Chondrichthyes; Chimaeriformes; Callorhinchidae. The record is from RefSeq and is a predicted model, not a curated record. Gene Ontology annotation, molecular function: NADP binding; N,N-dimethylaniline monooxygenase activity; flavin adenine dinucleotide binding. Bases 47 to 1351 code for a protein of 434 amino acids. The transcript has 4 exons.
GGAAGGAGGUGUGGUGGGGGGGGAGGUUUUUUGCAAAAAAAAUAAUAUGAGCUACCACAAGUUUAAAGUAGCUGUAAUAGGAGCUGGAGCAGCCGGACUCUGUGCUGCCAGUCAUGUCCUGAGCAGGUCGGAGAAUUUCCAUCCUCCAGUGGUUUACGAGAUGUCCGACUGUGUGGGAGGCACUUGGGUUUACACCGACAACGUGGGACGCAAUGACUAUGGUUUACCAGUACAUUCCAGCAUGUACAAGAAUUUGAGGUCAAACCUUCCGAAAGAAAUAAUGGGUUUCCCAGAUUUUCCAUUCGAUACUCAGCUUCCUUCCUUUGUUAGUCACAACGACGUGAGGUCAUAUCUGGAGCAGUACACCGAUCAGUUUGGAAUUCGAUCUCACAUAAAAUUUUGCACAAAUGUUGAGCUGGUGAAUCCGAUUUCUGGAGCCAAUGGAGAUACUAAGAAUCUGUGGGAAAUAAUAUCCAAAGAUCUGAGAAGAGGGACCCAUUGCACAGAGAGAUUUGAUUCGGUUCUGGUUUGUACUGGCCACUAUUCUGACCCUUACAUCCCACAUAUCCCUGGCAUCGAGCAUUUCAAAGGGCAAACGAUGCACAGUCACGAGUUCAGAAUAACUGAACCUUUCACUGGAAAGAACGUGAUUCUUCUGGGAUGUGGACCAUCUGGGAUUGAUAUGGCACUGGAACUGUGCUCAGUCGCAAAACAGGUUGUUUUAAGUCAUGCAAAUUCACUACUAACAGCACCUCUGCCUCCAAAUAUCCUCCAAGCAAAAGCUGUGGAGAGAUUUUCAGAGACUGGAGUCAUCUGCGGAGAUAAAACCGAAUAUCCUGCAGACAUAUUCAUAUUCUGCACUGGUUAUAAUUAUUCUUUUCCUUUUCUCUCAAGAGAAGUGGGUUUAGAAGUCAGAGAUCACAGGGUUACCCCACUUUACAAACACAUUGUUCACACCACUUUUCCAACACUCUUCUUCAUUGGGUUAUGUAAGACAAUCUGUCCCUUUCCUUUUUUCCACAUUCAGAUCUCAUUUGCUUUAGCAGCUCUGGAUGGCACACACAAGCUGCCAUCAAAAGCAGAAAUGGAUGCAGCAACAGAGGAUCAAUAUCAGACCUCUUUACAAAUUGGGAUCCCUCACAGACACUUUCAUAAAUUAGACAGUCUUCAAUGGAGUUACAGUGCUGAGCUGGCCCAGUUAGCUAAAGUUGAUCCAUUGCCACCAACCAUAAGAAAAUUGUAUGAAGAAAACAAAGUAAUAAGAAGGCAAGAUGUGUGUAAUUAUAAAAAUUAUAAAUAUGAAGUAAUAGACCAUGAGAAAUGGAGAAUAGUGAAACCAAAAUCAUUAUAAAAUCAAUGAUAACAGUGAUUAGGAUUCCAUUUGUGAGGCUGCACCUUAUUUUGCUUGGAAUGUAUUUUUAAAACUCUGUUACUUCCAAAACAAUUUAAUGUAUAGAAUAAUUUUCAAAUAGGAACAGGAUAAGAACAGUACAGUUGAUUUACAUGUUUGCUUUCUGCAAACCAAGAUUUAGCAUUGAUAGUUUAUGAAUUAUACAGUGAGUACUUCUGUAAUCAAUAUUUUUAGAAGCCUUUUUCCACUAGAUAUAUUCACAAUUUGCCCAACAAAAUACAUUUACAUUACAAUGUCAACCUCAACCACUAGUGAUUAAUAUUAUAUACAAUAUAUAAAUACCCACCCACCCACCUACCCAAAUACCCACCCACCUACCUAUCUCAUUAGCAUUGUUUCUCCACUUGCCUUUUAUUGUGGUAUCUAAAUGUCUGCAAUCAGUGUUAUAGUUACAAUACCAAAUGUGUUAAUAUGGUAUUUCUUGUAUGUACUCUUGCAUUUCUAUUAUGUAACCGGUUAAUCUCAUAUAAAGUACCAUAGUUGUACUGAACAUUAUAAAAUACUAUUGGAGUGAAGCCUUCAGCCAUUUUGCCACAACCCUCUGGAACUCCAUCCUGAAGUCCUCUGUCUUGUGUCUUCCAUUUCCUCUCUCAAGGCCUGUCUCAAGACCUUCCUCUUUGACCGUGCCUUUGGUCAUCUUCCCACCUCCACCCCACUUUGCCCCCUCUUGAUUCCAACCCCUACCUUUGAUGCAAAUCCUUAAUUGCCCAGUGCCUAGGAAUCUCCUAUAUAAAUGCAAUUUGUUGUUGUUAUUGUUGUAUAAGCUUAAUGGACCACAUACCUCUAUGAUUUAAUUUCUAUAAUUUCAUAAAUAAACGGAAAAACACAUUACUAUGAUGUAUGUAUUUCUCAAAUGUGCAAAAAGAUAACAUCAUUUUAAAGGAUUUUCCCUGGAGGUCAAAGACAGACUAAAGUCAGAGAGAGAAAACGAGGAGAAUGGAAGUGGAAAGUAAUUCGGGUCAGGAUCAUGGUUACAGAUCACUGAUAUUUGACUAAAUAAAAACUUGACACAAAAUGUUGUAUAAUAAUAAGGGAAAGGAACAGGGAAUUGGAAAUCUCUGGAGCCACCUAUUCUAAUUCACCGUUUGUGAAAUUGUAUGAAUAAAUAUGUUUACUGCUCUG